ACAGUAUACAAACAAAGUAUUCUCGAGUCCACAGCUCGCGCCCCUCGCGUCAACAUGUUCGCGGAAAUAGUUGCGGCUUUGCUGCUCCCUUUCAUCCUGUUUUAUGUGUAUAAGAACGCGUUUAAGAAGCCUGACAACUUUCCACCUGGUCCACCAAGCCUGCCAGUGUAUGGAGCCUACUUCCUUCUCUACACCUUAGCACCCAACAACUUAGCAGAAGCCUUCCUCAAGCUGGGUCGGCGGUACAAGACGCGACUGGUCGGCUGUUACUUGGGGCCUUACCCGACGGUGGUUGCUAACGACCCGGCUUUGGUUAAAGAAGUUCUUAACCGAGAGGAGUUUGAUGGCCGCUUGGAUAUCAUCCUUGGGAGGCUGCGGGCUUUCUGGAAACAGCUAGGUAUAUUUUUCACCGACGGCUACUUCUGGCACACUCAGCGUCGGUUUUCCCUGCGGUACAUGCGAGACUUCGGGUUCGGCCGCCGCAGCGCGGAGCUCGAAGAUGUCAUCGCUCAUGAGAUCAAGGAGAUGGUUGACAUGAGGAUCAACGGUCCGAGGAACGACGAAGAAAAGAAACUUGUGAAUGGGGAACUAGUCUACCUGCCGCACUACGUCUCCGUUCCUUUCAUCAACGGCAUGCUGCACGUGUUCAGCGGAAUGACCCUGCCCCGUGAAGAUUACCCCGCGCUUUGGGACGUGGCCAGAAACACCCUGAGGUUCCAGAGAGGAAGCAACGAUCUUGGCGGAGCUAUAACCUUAACUCCGUGGCUCAAGCAAUUUUUCCCCAAAUGGAGCGGGUAUCAAGAUUUGUAUCAGGGGAAUAAGUAUUUAACUGACUUCUUCAGGAAAUUAAUUGAGCAUUCCAUGGCGACGCAUGAUGAUAAGCACGACCGCCACUUCUUAGACAUGUACAUCAGAAAAAUGAAAGAGGAAAUACAAGAAACUGGACGCACCACGUUUUCAGUGGACCAAUUGAUCCUGAUAUGCACUGACUACAUGUUCCCGAGCGCCACUGCCGGCGAGUCCGUCAUCCAAUUCCUGAUCGAACAGAUGUUCCUACACCCAGAAAUCCAGGACAAGAUCCACGAGGAAAUCGACCGAGUUGUCGGACGCGAUCGCAUGCCCAAUCUGGACGACAGGAAAAACAUGCCAUAUACAGAAGCGUGCAUUCGUGAAAUGUUGCGGUUCGAGACGACGGUACCACUUGCCGUACCACACCGGUGCGUUGUCGAUACCACGCUGGACGGGUACCAUAUCGCGGAGAACACCGUAGUGAGCGUCAACCUGACGAGUCUCCACACAGACAAGACAAUUUGGGGCGACCCCGAAGUAUUUCGUCCGGAGCGGUUUAUCAAAAAUGGCCGCCUCGAUGUCGCCAGCGACAAGUCAUUGCCUUUUGGAGCAGGUCGCCGACUGUGCGCCGGAGAGACGUACGCGCGUCAAUGCACUUUCCAAGUGUUCGCGUGCUUCAUGCAGGCCUUCAACGUAUCCACGGCUGAUGGCCAGCCGCUAAAGAAGCCCGCCCCAAGAAUUCAGGGGAUCAUCACCACUAUUCCAGAGGGCUGGGUCCGUGUCACGCCGAGGAUAUAGCAUGUAUUUGUAUAGGUUAUGUUAGGUUAAAAGCUCGGCCACACAUGCGCGUUUUGAGAGCGUAGGCGGAGCGUCAGCGGAGCGCACCGCUAUCAUUGCGCUCAGUUAACGCUACGCUAUCAAAACUGUUUAUGUGUGGCGGAGGCUUUAGAGUUUCUCGAUAGUUCGAGUCUUGGGUCGGUCGUCUCGUUCGUUUUUCGUCAAGUUCUUAUAUGUAUAUUAUUUGUCCGAUUCUUUCGUCAGCCAUUCUUUAUUCGUCAAGAUCGUCGAUCUCAUCUUCGAUCAUAGUUCAUCUUUAUCGUAAUCCGUCUCGUUCUUUACUCGUCAUAAUCUUCUUUCGGCAUGUCCGCUGUUAAUCUGUGUUUUUCGUGUUUUUUUUUUCAUAGUCUUAUGUCAGUACCAACUUUAAAUAUGACCAAAUACGAAAUGACGAAAAACGAUAGAGUCGAAAUAAGAAGAAUGCCAACUCAUUACGGUCAAAGACGUGCUGCAGACUAACUUGACGUAUGAAGAAUGGCAGAAUCGGAAAAAUUUUGGAACUUGACGAAAAACGACGACCAAAGACUUUACCGAUAGUUUGAAGAAGGAUCAGUGAAUGUUGGAAGUAUUGACAGCGGGUCAUCGUGAACUGCAUGACUGACACGAACAACCUAUUAGGUACCCCGAGUUUAGAUAGGGCUGCAAUGGUGGAAACGACUGAUAAAAGUGACAAUUCUAUAAGUAAUUAAGUUUUAAAUAAAUUACCCUUACCCAAUAAUAUUUUUAGUAAAUAAGCACCUACCUAAUGAAUAAUUACCUAUUUUUUCUUCCCUCAUAUUUAAGUAAUUAUUCAAUAAACUAUAUUUAUUUACAUAAA
Leguminivora glycinivorella is the source of this 2443-nucleotide messenger RNA. RefSeq names its product probable cytochrome P450 304a1 (gene Cyp304a1). Lineage: Eukaryota; Metazoa; Arthropoda; Insecta; Lepidoptera; Tortricidae. Bases 55 to 1587 code for a protein of 510 amino acids. Gene Ontology annotation, molecular function: monooxygenase activity; oxidoreductase activity, acting on paired donors, with incorporation or reduction of molecular oxygen; iron ion binding. The record is from RefSeq and is a predicted model, not a curated record. The transcript is spliced from 11 exons.